AUGAGGCUACUACACGGUGUAUACUUCACGAUAUUUGCCGUCGUUUCCGUGUGUGGUGGCAAUCCGGACGCAAAGCGACUGUACGACGAUCUGCUCAGCAACUACAACAAGCUUGUCCGGCCGGUAGUAAAUGUCACCGAUGCGCUAACGGUCAAAAUCAAGCUCAAGCUGUCCCAGCUGAUCGAUGUGAACUUGAAGAACCAAAUCAUGACCACGAAUCUGUGGGUGGAGCAGACCUGGUACGACUACAAACUGAAGUGGGAACCGAAGGAGUAUGGUGGCGUGGAGAUGCUGCACGUACCCUCCGAUCACAUCUGGCGGCCGGACAUCGUGCUGUACAACAAUGCGGACGGUAACUUCGAGGUGACGCUCGCGACGAAGGCAACGCUUAACUACACGGGCCGGGUGGAAUGGCGCCCGCCGGCCAUCUACAAAAGUUCGUGCGAAAUCGACGUCGAGUACUUCCCGUUCGAUGAGCAGACGUGCGUGAUGAAGUUCGGCAGCUGGACGUACGAUGGAUUUCAGGUGGAUCUACGCCACAUUGACGAAAUGAACGAUACGAACGUCGUCGAGGUCGGUGUCGAUCUGUCCGAAUUCUACACGUCUGUCGAAUGGGACAUCCUGGAGGUACCUGCCGUAAGAAAUGAAAAGUUUUACACGUGCUGCGACGAACCGUACCUCGACAUUACGUUCAACAUUACAAUGCGCCGCAAGACGCUGUUCUACACCGUCAACCUUAUCAUACCCUGCAUGGGCAUCAGCUUCCUCACCAUACUGGUGUUCUAUCUGCCAUCGGACAGCGGUGAGAAGGUAUCGUUAAGCAUAUCCAUUCUGCUAUCGCUGACUGUGUUUUUCCUGCUGCUGGCGGAAAUCAUUCCGCCCACAUCGUUGGUGGUCCCGCUGCUCGGCAAGUUCGUCCUGUUCACGAUGAUACUGGACACGUUCAGCAUAUGUGUGACCGUGAUCGUGCUCAACAUCCAUUUCCGGUCGCCCCAAACCCAUACGAUGGCACCGUGGGUAAGGACUAUCUUCAUCAACCAUUUGCCCAAACUGCUCGUAAUGCGUCGCCCGAUCUACCAACCGCUGCAUCACUUCAGUGCCGCCUCCCAGCGGUUCAUGCUGCGUUCGUGCAACAGCCUCGGUGACCAUAUUCCGCCACUUCCGCCCACGAUCGCAUUCGAUCCGUCGGUACUGCUUGAUCACCAUUUGCUCGAUUCCAGUGAAAGCCUCAAUACCUGCCGACUGCACGGUAGCCCGACGCACCUUCACAAUCAUCGGUCGGGCGGUGGUCGACACCAUCACCAUCAUCACCAUAACGCGCUGGUCCGUGGCAUGGACCUGAUGGAUGAUAUGCCGCUGCCAUACCACGACCACAACCACCACAACUCGCCGAUGUCACCGAUCAACUUUAAUCUGCUCAGUACGGCUAGUACGGCGGUACCGAAUCCACAGACCAUUACCGGUGCCACCACCGGUACGGGGUUACUAGAUCCGAACAGCACCUUUCACAAGAGCCUUGCAGCGGCCAACACAAACGACAGCAAGGCAAACGCCAACCUGAUGCUGAAAGGUACCGCCGCAACUGGUGGCGGUCACUUGAGCUGCUGCAACAGUCUGUUCCUGAACGAUCUGCAACAGGCGGCUACGGCCGCGGUUACUACCGGUGCGACGACAGCCGAUUUACUGCUGGCCGAUAAUGGUGUCGCGGUACCGCUCAACAACAAUCUGCCCACCAACGUGCUGCCGAGCGGGAUGAUUAUCAACACGACCGAUACGGGUACGACGGUACCGACGGGGGCGGCAUCGGGUGGCAAAGGUGACAAGGCGGGCCAGAACCGUAACCGGUGGCUGGAAUGCCCCGAGCUGACCAAGGCGAUGGAUGGGGUGACGUACAUUGCUGACCACACACGGAAAGAGGAGGAAAGCUCAAGGGUCAAGGAGGACUGGAAGUAUGUCGCUAUGGUUCUCGAUCGGCUGUUUCUGUGGAUCUUCACGAUAGCGGUCGUGUUCGGUACGGCAGGGAUAAUUCUGCAGGCACCAACACUCUACGAUACGCGCGUUCCGAUCGACAUCAAGAUGUCGGAGAUUGCCACGACGACGGCGAAGCCUUACAUCGCCAAACCCAUACUAUAA
Molecule: messenger RNA, 2133 nt
Organism: Anopheles marshallii
Lineage: Eukaryota; Metazoa; Arthropoda; Insecta; Diptera; Culicidae
Gene: nAChRalpha3
Product: acetylcholine receptor subunit alpha-like
Exons: 10
Coding region: 1-2133 (710 amino acids)
Biological process (GO): signal transduction; monoatomic ion transmembrane transport; regulation of membrane potential
Cellular component (GO): postsynaptic membrane; neuron projection; synapse
Molecular function (GO): transmembrane signaling receptor activity; acetylcholine-gated monoatomic cation-selective channel activity
Source: RefSeq, a predicted model, not a curated record